Molecule: messenger RNA, 4905 nt
Organism: Felis catus (domestic cat)
Lineage: Eukaryota; Metazoa; Chordata; Mammalia; Carnivora; Felidae
Gene: IFNLR1
Product: interferon lambda receptor 1
Exons: 7
Coding region: 100-1935 (611 amino acids)
Molecular function (GO): protein binding
Source: RefSeq, a predicted model, not a curated record
CUCGGCUCCCGUACUGGAACCCCUAACUGUGGCCGUUGGUCAUCAACCCUUCUCCUUCCCUCCCCCCAGGCAUGGCUUUACUGAUCCGCCACCCCCAGGAUGCGGCGGAGCAAACCGCCACGCACACCCGGAGGAGUUUCCAGCCGUCUUGGAGCCGCGGUGGCGCGGGGAGCCGGCGGGCCGCCCAGCUCGCCGCGCCGGGGCUGCCCCCGGGGAAGCCCCCGCCGAGUCCCGGCCCGCGGGGGCGGGGCCCGCGGCUCGGCCUCCCAUUGGCUGCCGUCCGCAACCACCUGCCGGCCGGCGGGCGGCGGGGCCGGAGCGGGGACCUGGCGGCGCCCGGCGGGCAGCGCAGGAGCCGGCCUGGCGGGGCUCGGCCGGUGGGUCCCCCUGCUCCUGUGCCUGCUGCAGUCCACUCAAGGGAGGCCCCAUCUGGCUCCUCCUCAGAACGUGACGCUGCUCUCCCGGAACUUCAGUGUGUACCUGACAUGGCUCCCAGGGCCUGGCUACUCCCAGAAUGUGACCUAUUUUGUGGCCUACCAAAGCGCUCCGACCCCCAGACGGUGGCGAAAAGUGAACCAGUGUGCGGGAACCAAAGAGCUGGCCUGUUCUCUGAUGUGCCUGGAGAAACAAGACCUGUACAACAAGUUCAAGGGGCGUGUGUGGGCAGUUUCUACCGGCUCCAGGUCCCCCCCGGUGGAGUCCAAGUACCUGGAUUACCUUUUUGACGUGGAGCCAGCCCCACCCGUCCUGGUAGUCACCCGGAAGGAGGAGAUUCUGAGCAUCAAUGCCACAUAUCAGCUGCCACACUGCAUGCCCCCACCGGAUCUGAAGUACGAGGUGGAUUUCUGGAAGGAGGGAACAAAGAAUAAGACACGAUUUCCAGCCACUCCCCGUGGCCAGCCAGUCCAGAUCCCCCUGCAGCCAGCCACCAGCGGACCCUACUGCCUCAGUGCCAGAACCAUCUACACCUUUGGUGAUCCUAAGUACAGUGGGUUCUCUAAGCCUACCUGCUUCUUCCUGGGGGCCCCAGGAGCCAACUGGGUAUUCCUGGGGUUGCUACUGCUUCUGCUUCCACUGCUGUUGGUCAUUGCCAUAGGCCAUGUGAUCUGGAGGAGGUUCACGGACAACCCCUGGUUUCAGCAGGCAAAGAUGCCCUGGGCCCUGGACUUUACUGGACACAGACGCCCCGUGGCAACCUUUCAGCCCUGUGGCCCUGAGUCCCCAGAUGCCUUGAUCCUCCGUCCCCAAAAGGAACUGGCCAGAAGGGUCAGGCCGAGCCCUAGUGUCAGGACCCCAGCCACCGUCCAGGCAGGAUCAGAGGAGGACAGUGCUGAGGAGGAGAAGGACGAUGAGGAGGACACAGAUGACGGUGUCAGCUUCCAGCCCUACAUUGAACCACCGCCCUUCCUGGGGCAGGACCACCGGACCCCGGGGCACUCGGAGGUGGGGGGCACCUGGACUCCUCCCAGCCAGGCCGAAGGCUCCUCGGCUGCGGAUGCUUCAGACAGAAGCGGGGCCAGCACUGGGGGCUCCUCUCCCCGGGAUGAGCCCGAGUCUUGUUGUUUAACCAAGAAGGGACCGGGCCAAGGGCCAGGUGGGGAUGGGUGUCAGGAGCCUCUCCUCCUCCACGAAUUCUCCCAGGACCUGAGUUUCCUGGAAGAUCCCCUGAAAGACAACCUUUCCUCCUGGACCACCUGCUUUUCAUCACCAGGGCUCAAUCUGGUCCCUGGGGAGCCCCCAGUUUCUCUUCACACACUGACCUUUUGCUGGGACAGCAGCCCUGAGGAGGAAGAGGAGGAGGAGGGGGAAGAAGAAGGAGGAGGAGGGGAGAGGGAAUCAGAAAUCGAGGGUGACGUUACUGGCAACUGGAGGGCUGAGAGCCUCCAGAAGGCUGAAGUCAGAGGCGGGACACUAGGGCAUUACAUGGCCAGGUAAGCUUUCUUCAGCAUCCCUCCAAGUCUAAGCUUUCCAAGGACCCAAGACGCCACCUGGACUUGAGAGCCUGGGCGCAUCCUGCCUGAGUCCAUAGAGGGCUCUUACGGCACUUUAGAAACCCCAGCCGCAGCAGCCACCCCAUCCUUUGACUCGCCGGCUUCGGGCCGAGCUCUAAGAAGGGUGAGGACAAGAAUGGGCCGAGGUCAGAGGCUGACUGGCUGUCACAUCACCCCACUGCCUUUGGGGUGACGGGGCAGUCAGAGAAAGCAUCCCUGGACAAUGUCAGAGGUCAGGUCACAGUAGACAACCAAGGGCUGACGCCACAAGGGACCAUCUGGAUCUGGGGGGAGGGAGGUUUGGAGCACAUCUUUAUGAGUGUCAUACCUUUCUCCAGCACCUGCUGAGCUCCCGCCGCCCCUGAGUCUCAGCCUCCUGGUUCAUGAGUCCUCUAGCGUGGGCCUCAGUGAAGAAAAACCCAGUAAGCAGGGGAUAGUCUCUGACUUACAGAAUUAACACAGCUUUUUUUUUUUUUUUUUUUUUUGAGAGAGAGAGAGAAAGGGAGAGAGAGAAUCCCAAGCAGGUUCUGCGCGGUCAGCACAGAGUCUGACCCGGGCUCACACUCACGAACUGUGAGAUCAUGACCUGAGCUCAAAUCAAGAGUCGGACGCUUAACCAACGAAGCCAACCGGGCGCCCCUCCGCAGCUUUUAUUAUCAGACAGACCUGGCUUCAAAUCCCAGCCAUGCCAUUUACCAGUCACGUGACUUUGACUAGCAGCAUUCACUUUUCUCUGGUCUCCCCUUCGUCUACCUCCUGCCCUCCACCUUCACUUCCUCUCUCCUCCUGGUCAGGAAACCUCACUCUCAGAAGUCCGAGCCCAGCCAACAAGGACCCGGAUCGCUCUCCCCUUUCCCAGAAAAGAACCAAGGGAUCCACCCUCCAAGGGGUCUGAUUUGUUGGGGGUGGGGUAACGACCCGUCAGAGAACUGGACUCCUGGGUCUGUGAUCCCUGUUUUAGACCGCACUUUAGACCUCUGGUUAUAAAGAAGUCCCAUUUUCCCUUCCAAUUAUGAGACUCGGUGUCUCCUGGAAGCAGGUAUGUUAGAAGGUGGCAGAGAGACGGUAAAGUAUCCCCCAAACCGAGAUGACGCUUUGAGGCCAGGAAACGAAGCAGGCGACUCCGUGCAGUUUUCACAGAGUUUUGUUCAGGGUAAUUUACUGAUGGGGCGUGGCGGGGGGAGGGGGCGUUGCUGGGGGGAGGAUAAGCCACGCAGCUGCAUCGGAAUUCUCUGCAAAAUCCAGACCUCAGCUUGCAGGUUUGAAAGGUCCAGGGGACACUCAGAAGGGCGUUGUAGUGAGAUCAGAGGGUUCGCCUGCACCUCAAAGGGCUUGCGUGCCCCUGGUUGACAGCUAGCCUUUAAUUAGAUCCUGUGCAUCAGGAAAGAGAAAGACUAUGUUCUCUCUAACGGAUUCGUGGGAGGCUAAAACAAGCCGCCCCCCAUCCCGGCCUUGGUGGGCAUUUCUAAGAUAUAUCUAUUAAUCUCCGAGGGCCCGGGACACAUAGUCCUGAGGAAGGUCGUGGAGCAGACAUGAACAGAUGGAGAGCCAAAGAUGGAGUCAGUGUUGUCAGCCCUCCUACAAGGUGACUAGCCUUACCCGGGGGGUAGCGACGGGUGUUCUCAAACAACUGCCUUGUUAACCUAUACCCACCAGGGUACGGGCGAGCAUAGCUGAGCGUUCGCCUAUAGGGACCAAGCUUUUUGUCAUUUUGUGGCUGAGCAUCCGAACAAUCAUGGCCCUGAGACCUGGGCCCUGCCGUGUAGCCAGAACUUACGUUUCGACGUUUGUGAAGAAAGCAUCUUUGUAGCCAUUUCACCCACACAAGCUUGUUGUUCUGAAGGCAACAAAAAGGCACGACAUUAAAUGAAGGAUCCGGGAAAGGGAAUCUGGUCUAGGGGUUCUCCAACCACGCUCCCAAACAGUCUUGGGUUUUAUGGGCGGAGGCUGCCAGGGACUACUGGACCCCCACGACAGCCAGAGCAGUCUCCCAGUGUCCCGCUCCACCCCAUGGCCUUCCGUGUGAGGCUGUGCUCGGUGGGGAGGGGGCUCCCCUGCUAAAGAAAAAGUUAGCACACUACUUGUUUGAUUGAAUACCUGUCUUUUGUUUCAAACAAAGAAAUGUGCUCUUACUAUAGAUGAGGUCUUUGGUCUCUGGCCAGCUGGGCCAACCCCUGUGCCCUUGGCCGCGUCAGUCUCAGCAAGGAUUUCCGAGGGGCACUGAACUGGCAAGAGGCCUUCACCACUGCUGGGGCUCCCACCUACGUGCACAUGCACGCACCCACACGUAUGCAUUUCUGCAGGAGUUAGGGCUUGUCCACAUCCCUGAGCACAGAGGAGGGAAAACACACUGAAAGCCACAGAGCUAGGGAAGGCUGUGGCUCAGGGCCAAGUCUUCAGGAAAAUGCCCAGACAGUUGCUAACUGACGUUCUUUCUGAGACCCAGCUGCUUCACGGAGGUAACUUCAAAAAACCAAAAGCCAUCAUCAGUAUUGUCUUGGGCUUCUGAGAAGGAACCAUUCGAUCCCUUUCCUUAAACCUUGCUGUUGUGUGUGUCGCGCGUGUGUGUUUUUAAGCCUUGUUAUUUUUUCAAGCAUUGUUUUCCAAGUUUCAUUUCUGAGAUAGGCCGAGCUUUUUUUAGUAAUUCUCAAUGCCAGCUCUUUUAGAGUCAUUAAGUCAUCAACAAAAAGCCAUAGGAAGCGUUAGGAGAGAGCAUGAUGUUCAGUAUAAUAAUUUGUUGGGCAUGCUCAGCACUCAACUGUUUACAGAGCCCUCAUGUACAGGGCAGCCGGAAAGUGCAUAGCGUUAGCCCCGGGGCCGCGGCCUCGGUUGAAGGUUAUGGGGGAGACGCCUUAUGCUAAAGCCACAUUGUAUUUCUUUAUUUUUUUAAGUGAAUAAAAAUUUGUUAAAUAAU